AUGAGGAAACCUACUCAGUUCCUGCGCAUUCAUUCGCCUUCGAAGCUAUUAUCUGCUCGUGGGUUACAGUAUCAACAACGCCAGAGCCCUCUUUUCCCUCACCCAAAGCAAACAUCCGGGCGCAGUUUCACUGUUCCAAGCAAACCAUUGAACCCAUUGACAACUUUCAUCCCAUCCUCUAUUCAACAAGCGCCAUCUCGCCCUCGUCGCAUUGUUGUGGGGAUCACCGGAGCCACAGGAGCACCAUACGCCAUCGCUCUGCUGAGGCUCCUGCGUCAACUUGGCAUAGAGACGCACGUUGUCAUUAGUAAAUGGGCGCUGGCGACUCUUAAGUACGAGACGACCAUGACUGAAGAGCAGAUUCGUUCACUGGCAUAUGCCAAUUACACUGCAAGAGACGUUUCAGCCCCCAUCGCAUCAGGUUCAUUCCAGCACGAUGGUAUGGUCAUUGUCCCCUGCAGUAUGAAGACACUCGCAGCUGUAAGAAGCGGCUACUGUGAUGACCUGAUAUCCCGGGCGGCAGAUGUGACCUUGAAGGAGAACAGAAGAUUACUCAUGGCUGUGCGAGAGACACCGUUGAGUGAUGUCCACUUGGACAAUAUGCUGUUCCUACGGCGAGCUGGGGCUAUCAUAUUUCCGCCAGUUCCCGCAUUCUACACUAACCCUGACAGUCUGGAGGAUGUAGUUGAUCAGAGCGUGGGCCGCAUGUUGGACUUGAUGGGAAUUCACACAGAUGGAUUUGAGAGAUGGGACGGAUUCAAGCAGAACAAGUCAGUAGUAAGACCAGCACAGGCUAAUAAAGCAACCCAUGCCUAG
Messenger RNA from Fusarium fujikuroi IMI 58289, 816 nucleotides. RefSeq names its product probable PAD1-phenylacrylic acid decarboxylase. The transcript has a single exon. The coding region runs from base 1 to 816 and encodes 271 amino acids. NCBI's taxonomy places the organism in Eukaryota, Fungi, Ascomycota, Sordariomycetes, Hypocreales, Nectriaceae. Gene Ontology annotation, molecular function: carboxy-lyase activity. The record is from RefSeq and is a predicted model, not a curated record.